This is a messenger RNA of Limulus polyphemus (Atlantic horseshoe crab), 990 nucleotides long. Its product is annotated as homeobox protein HMX3-B-like. The coding region runs from base 1 to 990 and encodes 329 amino acids. The record is from RefSeq and is a predicted model, not a curated record. Gene Ontology annotation, molecular function: RNA polymerase II transcription regulatory region sequence-specific DNA binding; DNA-binding transcription factor activity, RNA polymerase II-specific. Gene Ontology annotation, cellular component: nucleus. The transcript is spliced from 2 exons. NCBI's taxonomy places the organism in Eukaryota, Metazoa, Arthropoda, Merostomata, Xiphosura, Limulidae. Gene Ontology annotation, biological process: regulation of transcription by RNA polymerase II.
AUGGAUCAAGAGGAAAAUAAUCGAAAACUUUCAGCCCUAGAUCCAGAAGGAAAUGAUAGAAUAAUGAAAGCUGUUGAUCCUCCCAAGUCUGCCCUACCUAUUUCAAAAAAUUCUUUUUCCAUAAGUAGCAUACUAAAUCGAACUGAACCUAAAAAACGAGUGGUCCCUUAUCUUCCUAAACAUGAUAUCAUCUCCGACAGCUCCAUGACCCAAUUAUUCUUUGACCCUCAUCUUCACGCCAUCAUCCGACCACCGAUGUUAUUACCCCUGCAAUCUGGUCAUGUGCCCCAGAAAACCAGCAUCCCGUGGUAUCCAUGGUCACAAGUAAAUUCCAAAUACAUCACCCUAGUGUCAAGGGAAAACUACAGUGAAACGGGGAGAAGCCGGUCCUUGAAUACUUCUCCACAUGUAUUAGAUCCCCCUGCCGAGUCAUCAGUUCCUGAAAAUCUGAUUACUUUACCGGAGAUGCCAUCUGUUCAUUCACGGACAGCACCUGCUGACAGUCGGGAGGAGGAUGACGAGAUGAUCAUUAGCACCGGAUCGCGAGACGACAAGAACAAGAAGAAUCGGAGAAAGAAGAAGACAAGGACGGUGUUCACGCGAAGCCAGGUGUUCCAGCUAGAGUCGACCUUCGAUCUGAAGAGAUAUCUUUCCAGCUCUGAACGGGCAGGAUUGGCAGCUUGCCUUCAUCUCACUGAGACCCAGGUGAAGAUAUGGUUCCAGAACAGGAGGAAUAAGUGGAAGCGGCAGCUGGCCGCCGAGCUGGAAGCCGCUAACAUGGCGCGAGCCGCUGCGGCUGCCCAGAGAGUUGUCCGAGUGCCGAUCCUGUAUCACGAUAGCGGCACGUCCGUCAAUGGUUCUCAUUCUCCCGACACAACCACCUUACCACCUGGCCCACCAGUAAGCCUGGCCACCUGCACUCCUUUGUAUUACCACCCUUCUUAUAACCAUAGUCAACAUGUUAUGCGCCCUCUGUCAUCAUUGGUGUGA